Messenger RNA from Helianthus annuus (common sunflower), 1005 nucleotides. RefSeq lists its product as uncharacterized. NCBI's taxonomy places the organism in Eukaryota, Viridiplantae, Streptophyta, Magnoliopsida, Asterales, Asteraceae. The record is from RefSeq and is a predicted model, not a curated record. The coding region runs from base 1 to 1005 and encodes 334 amino acids. The transcript has 4 exons.
AUGGUUUAUGGAUUUGAUGCUCGUGUCCAUAACAACGACAGAAAAUCGUUGAAACUUCCGGCAUUAUAUGGCGACUGGAUUAAAACAUUCAACUACCCGGAUAAGAAUGCUGUCAUCCGCACUGUCGAUGGGAGGAUUUUUAAAGUAAAAAUUAUUAAGAUUGCAGGCGACUACUUUCUUUAUAACGGGUGGCUUGAUAUGGUCACUUCUUUGAAGUUACCAUCAUCUGCCUGGGUGGUUUUCCAAUUUGAAGAAGCUUUAUCUUCAUUUCGUCCCAUCUACUUUUAUCAAGAUAUAAAUCUUGCGCCGUCUGAGUAUUUCUACUACCAACCUGGAAAUCCUUGGGACCGUGAUAAUUGCAUGUAUGUGAGUAGGUUGUUUGUUCAUCACAAGAUGCUUGAUACUUGUCCGUAUUAUCCUGUUGUGGUACGUUCGUCUGGUAAUCGUAAAUGGUUCGUCCGUAUGGAUAUUUUUGACAAUGAUAUCUAUAUUACAACUGGUUGGAAUCGAAUCAAGAAGGAGAUGUCUAUUACUGAUCAUCAUUUGGUCGUUUUUGAAAUGCUUGAUUUGAGGACCUAUGAGAUGAGUGUUUUCUGUUGCAAACCUACCCUAUUAACUCUACCACCAGAACUUUGUGUUGUCAAAAAAGAACCUACAAAUGAGGUGAUUGAUAUUUAUGAUGAUGAUUUGCCUAAUCCCAUUCCGGUAGUUGGUGUCGAAGAAAAUACGGAUGAUGAAGUACCGGUUGUAUUUCGCGUGGACAAUCAUUAUCGACUAAAAAAGAAGUGGGCACAAUUGCACGGUUUGGAUCGUAAGAGGGAUUUGAUUAUUAAGGACUCUGCUGGUUUGACUUGGGACGUGUCCAUUGGUGUCGAGCACUCUGAAGGAUAUCCGCGCUAUAACGUGACUGGUAUGAAGAAUUUUGUUCGAGACAAACAGUUGGUCAGAGGUUCCGAGUUUCAUAUGGUUUAUGUCAAAAGUAAAGGUAUGUUGAUUUACCGUUGA